This is a messenger RNA of Daldinia childiae, 3213 nucleotides long. RefSeq lists its product as uncharacterized. Gene Ontology annotation, molecular function: protein binding. Lineage: Eukaryota; Fungi; Ascomycota; Sordariomycetes; Xylariales; Hypoxylaceae. The transcript has 2 exons. The coding region runs from base 1 to 3213 and encodes 1070 amino acids. The record is from RefSeq and is a predicted model, not a curated record.
AUGUUUGCUAGCGAUACAUUAAAAGUGUCGCGGGUGACGGCAGGUAUCCGGUAUCUGAUACUCGUUACGGCCUGGGCGCGGUUCACGACACUUGGUGUAGCUCAGACAUUACCGUAUAUCCCCACGAGUAUCUUCAUUCCAGAGUCGAAACCCGCGCCGGCCCAAGACAAUGCGACUAUCAAUGUGGCAUACAUAUUCUCACCACAAGGAGAUUGGGUCAACUUGUUAGCGCUCAACUUUUCCGGAAACCUCCGAGCUUCAUCGUUGCCCUUCCAAACCUUGUCGUCAAAUGUGCCCUUUCUUGAUACGAAUAACACGGCGUUUAUACCGUCGCUUGCGGACAAUGGAUCACUCAUCGUCUACGCCGGAGAUUGUUCAUCGCCAGCAAGUUCCGAAAUCUGGACCUUCAACCCGUCUCCCAACGACGAUGCGUCGUCGUCUUGGAUCAAAGCGAGCACUACGCUAGCGACUAAGGCAGAUGAUGUACAAGUAGGACCAAGCUUCUUGGGCACUGGCUUUAGCUUUUCAAACACUCUGGCCCCUGUGCUAUCACAGGCCAGCACUUAUGUUUAUGGAGGAAUGUGUCCCGACGAGACUGCCGAUGGAAGUACACCACAAGAAAAGGCCGCCUAUUCAAACCAGAUGGUUAAGAUUGAGCCAUCUGCAACUAGUUCGGGGAAAUUUGUGGUCGGCCCAGUCUCUAAUAAUGGCCCUCCAGUGCCCGAGGCUGGAUUCACAUUCACCGGCUUAUCCCCCUCUGUCUCAAAUCGAUCAGGCAUAGUUACCCAGCAAAUCAACUAUGUACUAUUAGGUGGUCAUACCGAGAACGCGUUUAUCAAUAUGAGCACUGUCGCAAUAUGGAGUUUACCGGAGGAAAGUUGGAGUUUCAUUUCUAACAUUAACAUAGGGAGUUCGAGUUCUGCCAACACCGAACUUGCGGUCAAAAGCAACGAUAUAGACACGAUAGACAGUCGAUCUGGCCACACAGCAGUACUAAGUGAAGACGGGACUUCUUUAAUUAUUCUUGGCGGUUGGGUUGGUGACUUAACUCAGGCUGCUACACCACAACUGGCUAUUCUCAACAUCGGAGCUAGCUACGGCGGGAACGGGGAGUGGCAGUGGUCUAUUCCUGAUAUUCAACCACCAGGGUCAGGAUUAUAUGGACAUGGUGCUGCACUGCUGCCUGGAAACAUUAUGAUGGUCUACGGAGGCUAUAACAUAUCAUCAUCUGAAACCACAACUAAGAGACAAGCUUCUAGUAGUGACAGCAUGCCGAUGUUCCUCAACCUCACAUCAAUGAGCUGGUCUAGCGACUAUACAAACCCAGAAUUCUCUAAGACGGACCUGAGCGGCGACUCGAGUAGUGGUGAUAGCGAUGUUGGUACACGCUUAGGAAUUGGACUGGGCAUCGGCCUGGGUUGCGUAGCUAUUAUCAUUGCCAUCCUAUUAUUCCUCUUAUACCGUCGCCGGAAACGCCACAGGCGUACGAUCCGAGACUCCGCCAUCCGCGCGCUCGCCCAGGACACCUCUCGAUUCCUACCCCACGACGACGAAAUGAUGGAGCAAGAUCACCCUGGCGGAAUGUGGUAUGCAGGUGGCUCGGAUCCGUAUCUGCGGGGGAACCGCUUGCGAGGUUACCAGAGCUUGCAGACAGCCCGUACCAGCUUGGACAACGGUCAACAAUCGUGGUACAGCGGCAUGUCCCCAGCGCAGGUAGCAAGGAAGCCGCUGUCCCGCCGAAACACGUAUGAUCCGCCAUCAAGUGGGAUCCACCCCAUUAUUGAGGCAGAUGAAGACGGCUCACUUCACGAUGGUGACAUUACAAGUGAGCCCGUUAGCCCUCUGCGGGACAUGAAUACCGACGGCAGACAUGACUCCGACCCGUUCCUCACACCGACGCAAGAAAACCAGAUUUCGUUCCCGCCCUCCAACCGUGCCUCGAUAACACCCAGCCCCGAAGAGCGCCGCCUCACCACGGACCCGGAAGUCCAGGACUGGAUGACUGAUGUCGAGGCCAUGGACGCAUUACUAAACAGUCGCAGCACGGCGCGCAUAUCAGCAGCUUCCGGACAAAUCUCCCCAACGAGACGGGGUCCCGAUGACUCGCGAACCGAAAUCCUCCGUACCGGAUUCGGCAUUGCAGCCGCCGCCUUAGGGGCUACAAACGAGGAAGGACGUGGAGGGAGCAGUUCGAGCUCGGCGCCUAGUUAUAACACCGCCAAGAGUAGUUUCGCAGCGUUGCAGGCCGAGGGACCGGCAUUACUUAUGGGGAAAUCCCGAGACGAUGACGAGACGCCGGGAAGCCCGAGUAAGAAUAAGCCGCGGCGCAACUGGCUCGGCAGUCUGCGCCGCGUGUUCAACGGCCCCAGUCCAUCCGAGACAUCCGAUAGAGAGAGGCCUAUCGACGAUAGCUUCGCGGAUGCAAACGAUUAUGAUAUGCGGCGAAGUGGUCUGAGCGAAAUGGCGGCUGGAGGGUUGCUGCGCAGGAAGAGCGGGAGAGGGGAUUGGGAGGGCAUGGAACAGAGGUAUAGCGAGAAAGGUAAAGGCAGGGAUACAACAAGUGAGAGUAACCAGAAGCGCACAGCAGCGGAAGAAGACGAGGAGGAGUGGGAUAUCGAAAAGGCCGUCGAGAGACGGCUCGUGCAAGUCAUGUUCACGGUGCCUAGAGAGCCCUUGCGCGUGGUCAACGCCGAGCCCGACGCGGAGAGCGGCAAAGAUGUCAUGGUUGUGAGCCCCGAGGUAAAUCGGGAGCAGGAUAUAACAGAGAGUCGCGAUGCGCCUGUUACGAUAGAAGAGCAGGAUAUUGGUACUCCGCCGCUCCCAAGCUCGAGCGAGGACGAUACAAGUCUAGCUGAAGCUAAGGAAGCCGAAGCUAGGGAAGCCGAGAAGCAGAUCCUGCGUGAAGUGGGCGAAGAGCUGGAGACCGAGUGGAAGCGCGUCACGAAUAGGGGCAGACAACCAAACACCCCGACGCACCGUACGCCCACGUCGUUACGAGAGGAGGGCGUGCGUCUACUGGGCGUGGAGCCGGGCAGCGAGUCCCGGAAGAGGAAGCCAUCGCGGUCGCCGGUGGAGGACCCAGACGGCGACGUAUUUUCCGCGCAGGUGGUGCGGCUGGAGCGGCCGCGGACAAGGGUCCUAGCUAUGGUGGAAAGCCUCGAGAGCCUACAUAAAAGCCAGGAGAACAGCCCUGCUGCGUCCCCUACGCGGUGA